GUGACCCCGUAUGGGACAAGCGGUUCUGAAAGUGUGUGUGUGUGUGUAAUGGCUGAAUACUUCAUUCAGUGGUGUAACAGGUCAGGUGUUGGGGAACAGAGGGGUAUUGACCACUUUACUAUACUCGCUGUCAUGUUUAAUAGGGUUGGAAAUUGGGAAAUGGCUAGCUGUUAACGGGUUGAUUUUAGCUGCGGGUAAGAUGUGGAUCCCUUGGGUAGUGGUACUAGCCGAGUGUGUGUGUGUGUGUGUGUGUGUGUGUGUGUGUGUGUGUGUGUGUGUGUGUCGGGGGGGGAUGUAGGACUGGAGCCAGUGAUAAGCAUGUGAACACAGCUGUCUGAACCUGCUCCGGGUACUGCACGGAACAGGUUCAACAUGUCCUGGCUGACUGUAAUGGAGUUGCGAAAGGCCUACUGCCUCGCCUUUCACUUCUCGUGUCCAAAAUGUCACGCACGGCUACACAACUGAACGGCACACCUGGAAAAUUUCUCCGCUGUGCUCGAGGUGUUAGAUUCUGUUCGCAGAUUCUGUUGACGUGUUAUAUACCAGGGUUCCUGCACAGAUAGAAAUGUACCAGCAGUUUAAUAUAAAACUGAACCUCCAUCUUAUUCCUUUUUUAAAAGAAAAAAAAAAACAUUUUAAGUUGCUGUCCAGGGGUGAACAUGAUGGAUGUGCUAUACUGAACUUGUAUUAUAGACGAGAGAACCCGGAUAAGAUGGCAAAAAUGAUGUGUUGUUCAUUUUUUAUGGAAAGAAUUUAAACCGUGUUUAUUCUGUCAAGAGAAUUCCACACAGUUUGUGGUUGUUCUUGUGAGCUGAAUUCUUUUGGGAACGUGCACCUUGUCCUUGAACAAAUAAAUAGAAUAAAACGUGUAAGCAGAGAAAUAUGUUUUUGUGGGAUUUCUGCUUUUUGCGGCAGACUUUAAGAACAGGUAGAUAAUUAUAUAAGCGCAUUUAGUGUCAGUCAGAGGGACAUAACUGAAGUUUAGCUGUGGGGGGGGGGGGAGAUUCCAAAGACAGGCUACUGAAUGUAAAAGGGAAGGAAAAGCACCGCUAGCUGUGUUUACAAAGAAUGACGUAAUAUUUGUGCGAGGGGUUGGAAGAGGUGUCCAUGAACCGCGCGGCUUUCCAACGACUUCCAAAGAAACGACUCCCGUUCUCAGAAAGGAGGAAUUUGCAUCGAGCGAGUCGCCCCGCCCCGCCUCUUCGUCCACGCGGUCUUGUUCCCACGCCGCGCGCGCCUGCUGCUCACUCACUACCCGCGCUGUUAACGAACUCGCGCGCCGCUCAAACUAUUACCGCCGCCCCCGUUCCUGAAGCUUCUGACGCGAUUCACCUACGUGCUGGGGCUCGAGUCUCUCGCUCGCCUAGGCUAAGGGGGAGUACAAAUUCGUCACUUUGCUGAGGAACGCGAGGUGUGACUGUAAACGCGGCGAAUAAGUUUCAGCAGCUGCGCGAAGGUGUUUCUAUUAAAACAGAAACAAUACAAAUUUGAGACCAUGAACUGACUAUGUCCUUGAACCACACUGGCCCUUACAGCAACUGUCAUUAUGUAUUUUUGGGUGCUGUGGGCCCUCUUUGAGGUGCUUCAGGCUCAGCAGCAGGUCCAGCAGCAGGCCCAGCAGCAAGCUUCACAGUACCGCUGUCAUGAAGAGAUACAGGACCUGAGGGUGAAUUAUUCCAACCCGACAGACCACACCUUGUUCGUCACGUGGACAGAAAAGUGCACAUUUUCCAACAUUUCUGAAGGACUAGUCUAUGAAGUCCAGGUCCUGCGCAUAGGACCGAAUGGACAGAAAGAAGUUGCUCAUGAUGAGACCAUAAAUGUGAGAAUAGACGGGGUCGCACGGAUUCAUCACUGGAAGUGGACCUCCCCGAUCCCACUGGAGUGCUCCAACCACGUAGUCAGAGUACGCUCCCGAUUCCAACAGUGGACCAGCAAGUGGAGCGAAGAGGUCAUUUCAGGGAGCAAAGGCAAUCAGGUUUACCCUGAAGAUGAAGUGCGUGCUGUUGGCAGCAACAUUACCUUCUGCUGCGUACUGAACGAAAAUGAGAUGUUCCAAGAGUUUUUGUACAAUGGAGUCACCACAAAAUCUGUUCAGAUCAAUCCAUGGAUCUAUGCCAUCACAAUUAAGCUAAAUCCCUCUCAUCACUAUGGAACCCUUGUAAAGUGCGAAUUGAAGAACAAUUUGAAUGAUGACGAUUUGGGCACCUUUGUAUUCGUAGGAAGACCCCCUGAUGACAACAGUCUCAGGUGUGAAACGGACAUGGUGAAUGUGUUAUGCAGCUGGAACAAAGAGUCACACAAGGGUUUCUAUGAAGACCAGAAGACAUAUACCUUGAAUGACAGGCCCUGUACAGUAAAAUAUGGUGAAACAAGGGGAUAUUGUGAAAUACAUGAGCCCAAGGCCUGGGGAGAGAGAAACUGGACACUGGUGGCAAGCAACAGGCUGGGCAUUGUGAAACUCAUAGACAGGGUGGACCUGCAUCACAGAAUACACCUUCAGGCCCCCCAGCAGUUGGAAAGAGUGGCAGUUUAUGCACGCAAUACCAGCAUCAUAUGGAAGUGGACACCUGAGGACUAUAAAACACUGCCCAUCAGGUGCCAAGUGCAGCUGAACUUCGGCACACAAAUCAAACAGCGGAACUACUCCAGCCUAGGUCUGUCUCAGCUGAUGCUGAAUAACCUGCUGCCUGACACCCAGUACAGCGUGAUGGUGCGCUGUGGGUCUGAAGAGAACUUCUGGAAGUGGAGUUCCUGGAGUUCUACUCUAAACUUCAGGACCCAAGAGGACAACCCAGAAGCUCUAGAUCUUUGGUUACUGAUGGACAAGGACACAACAAGCCACAUCUUAUGGAAGCCACUCUCAGUUAGCCAGAGUCAUGGGAACAUCACAGAGUACGUAGUGACCUGGCAGAGUCCAACAGGGCUGCAGGAGCAAAGACUCAGUGCCUUAUACACGCGGUACAGUUUGCCAUUGGAGAUACAAAACACCAGUCACAACAUCGCUGUCAGUGUCACAGCCGUUAACUCCGCUGGGUCUUCACCUUCUGCUUCCAUUGUGCUGCCCAGAAUACAAAAAAACAACAUACCAACCUCACGGAUGUAUGGGAGCAACAAUAGUUUUGACCUGUCCUGGCCCUCCAGUAUCAAUGCCACUUGUGGCUACGUGGUGGAUUGGUGCCCUGUCAAUAGUGGUUGUGGCAAUGAUGUUGGGUGGGUGAAAGUACCUGCUGGUCAGACCAGUGCAAGGAUCCAAUCAGCCAACUUUGCUGCUGGUGUGAGGUACUGUCUCUCCAUCUAUGCCUGCAACUCUUUAGCCCCAGAGCUCAUAAAGAGGAUGGAAGGCUAUGUGGAGGAGGCCAACAAUGUAGUAUAUGUCCAGAAUUUGAACAUCUCCCAGAAUGGAGCAAAAGCUGUGUUGACCUGGGAACUGAUUCCUGAAAAGGACCAUACAGGAUUCAUCCUGGGCUACAAAAUUUCUUGUCAGAAAUGUAUUCAUCAAACAGUUAAUUUGACAGACCCCAGUGUCAGGAAUUACAUAUUUGAAAACUUGGCUCCGGGUUUCUACACAUUUGAAGUGAAAGCUUACACCUUGAGUUGGGUGGAAAGUAAAGGUGGAAAUUAUUCAAUCAACAUGUCUCCUGUUGAGGAUGAGGAGUUUUUGUUCCUCGUAAUUAGUAUUGUCAUCCUGUUAAUCCUCUUCAUGGCCUUCUGCUUCUGGAAAAGAGAAUGGAUAAAAAGGAUUUUCUGUCCAGAAAUCCCAAAGCCCAAGCUCUCCUAUGACUUGGUGACACCACAAGUGAUACUGGAUGUCAAGGUGUGUUCCCACAGUUUGGUCCACAUUGUGGAUAAACAAGAAAAAAUGGAGGACAUCACGGAGGGCAUGGGAAACAUGAAAAGCUACUUCCCCACAGAUACAGACUACAGCAGCCUGCCAGUCCUCAACUACUACCAGCAGGAGCCAUGUAGCUUCCCCAGAUCAACCUCAUCUGCUGCCUUACCCUCAGCAACCUUCUCCUGCUCCAACAUACCCACGAAUGUAUCCUCCUAUGUAAAACUGUCUUUUGGGAUGGAUGUCCUUCCAAAUGUGGACCCCUUACCCAACCCUUCAGGAUCUGACACUGUAUUGUUAGACACAUCAGGGAGCUACAUGCCCCAGGGCGCACACAAAUUGGACAACGGCAAGACAGAGGAGCAGGACAACUUCAUUAUCCCUACCCAGUGCCUGCUUACCAACUAUGGGUAUCAGGAAGGCUUCUGUCCCAGUCAUUCCUCACAGUCAUCAUACAAGGAGGUCCCAGCCUGUUGUCACACCAUUUCAAACCCCACUUACUGUGCUACAUUCUCUCCCCAUCCUCUAGGUGCCUCUGGUAACAUACUUUGAAAAUGGAGCAUUAUUAAUAUAUUUCCCCUUGAAAAAUAACUUCUGUUUUUAAGAAAGGACCUGCUUGGCGCAACAGUGAAAUUGGAAAUCAGUGUUUGCUUUCAAAGGUUUAUUCUGUCUGUUUUUCUGCAUUAGCCACAUGACUGCUCUCAGGGGUGGGGUCGUGCUUUAAAUUUUUAUGAACUUUAAAAAAAUAAGAAGGAAAAAAAAAAAAGGUUUUAGUGUCUGUUCUUCAGGAGUGUUAUGGUGAAGGACUUCCAUUCUCAUUUAAGCCAUAAUGGGCCUCCUUCUAUAAGCUUUGGUUACUGGGUAUGCCACUAUUUCACUUUUGAAUGACUUGUGGUUGUAAUAUUGGUUGUUGCUGUAUAAAAAGCCCAACUGUAGAAUUUGUUGGAAUUCUCGUUACACUGUGACACCCUGGAUUUGGGUAAAGCCAAAACUUCAAGAACUACUCUAUAACUAAGGUUCCAAGUAUUAUGUAUACAUAUACCUUUUAUAUAUAAGGAGCACACUCCUGUAUACUGCAUUCUAAAUGCUGCUGAUUCUUGAAUGUAGUUGAAGGGUGGAAGUUACGGAAUUUUAUAUGAUGUGAAAGAAGAAUCUCUUCAGGCUGUUGUACUUUCAUGCUUUGUAUGCAUUGCUCAGACAUUCAGUUUAUUCAGUAUAGGCUUUGUAUAACAAAUUUUUUUUUUUUUACUGAAUUUACUGUGCUUGUUUGCAUAUUUGUCCUGGUGCCAUGACAACAGCAAUGGUAAGAGAAGUGGAAUUACAAAAUACAUUUUUUA
This is a messenger RNA of Scleropages formosus (Asian bonytongue), 5169 nucleotides long. RefSeq names its product leukemia inhibitory factor receptor-like. Gene Ontology annotation, molecular function: protein binding; cytokine receptor activity. The transcript is spliced from 18 exons. The coding region runs from base 1547 to 4384 and encodes 945 amino acids. Gene Ontology annotation, cellular component: membrane. The record is from RefSeq and is a predicted model, not a curated record. Lineage: Eukaryota; Metazoa; Chordata; Actinopteri; Osteoglossiformes; Osteoglossidae.